AUGGCUACCAAAGUUUACAUUGUAUACUAUUCUACAUAUGGACACGUCGAGAAACUAGCUCAGGAGAUCAAAAAAGGAGCUGAAUCUGUUGAAGGAGUAGAGGCAAAACUAUGGCAGGUGCCGGAAACUCUGUCUGACGAGAUUCUUGGGAAGAUGAGUGCACCACCCAAGAGUGAUGUGCCGGUCAUUACUCCAAACGAACUCACCGAGGCCGAUGGAAUCAUAUUUGGUUUUCCGACCAGAUUCGGGAUGAUGGCUGCUCAAUUUAAGGCAUUUUUUGAUGCGACUGGAGGCCUAUGGAAGAGCCAGGCACUAGCAGGGAAGCCUGCUGGCAUCUUUUACAGCACUGCAUCACAAGGAGGUGGACAAGAAACUACCCCCUUAACAGCCAUUACCCAACUUGUCCAUCACGGUAUGAUUUUUGUGCCCAUUGGCUACACAUUUGGGGACGGCAUGUUCGAGAUGGAGAAUAUUAAGGGUGGCAGCCCAUACGGUGCUGGAACCUUUGCUGGAGAUGGUUCUAGACAGCCUACAGAACUUGAAUUGGGGCAAGCUUUUCACCAAGGAAAGCACACUGCAGCCAUUGCAAAGAAGCUAAAAGGAACUGCUUAA
This is a messenger RNA of Fraxinus pennsylvanica, 612 nucleotides long. Lineage: Eukaryota; Viridiplantae; Streptophyta; Magnoliopsida; Lamiales; Oleaceae. The record is from the annotation of a GenBank genome assembly.